This is a messenger RNA of Aspergillus steynii IBT 23096, 1989 nucleotides long. RefSeq names its product nuclear and cytoplasmic polyadenylated RNA-binding protein pub1. The record is from RefSeq and is a predicted model, not a curated record. The transcript is spliced from 5 exons. The coding region runs from base 199 to 1632 and encodes 477 amino acids. Lineage: Eukaryota; Fungi; Ascomycota; Eurotiomycetes; Eurotiales; Aspergillaceae. Gene Ontology annotation, molecular function: RNA binding.
UCGACUUCAGCCAAUUCUGUGACUGCGUAACGCCCUGCAUCGUCCCGUCCCUCCCCCCAAAAAAAUAAUUGUCAUAUUUACCCCGAAGCACCCGUCAGAAAUCGUCUCCAGCAUCUAUUGACCUGUCCGUUCAAUCAUUUCAGUGAUCAGUUUUUUUCUUCUCUUCUUGUGUAUACUGCAGCUUGUGCUCUUUCGACAAUGGCCGACAACGUGCCCGCCUCGACCUCUUCUACCCUCCCACCUCCGCAGCCUUCGACUGCUGCUUCAGGCCAGCAGUACGAUGCGUCUCAGGGCAAUGGUCAGGCCAAUCCCUCCCACAUGCCCCCUCCUCCUCGUCCGCCCGUUGUGAUUCCCCAGAAUACCAACCCGAUUCCAACAGCUAUCACCUCUCCAAUGUCUGGAAACAUGAUGUCCCCGACCAGCGCGGGUGGAUUUGUUCGUCGGGCUGCCCCCGAACCAAACAAACGGGCUCUGUACGUCGGCGGUCUCGACCACAGGGUCACCGAGGAUAUCCUGAAACAAAUCUUCGAGACCACCGGCCAUGUCAUCAGCGUCAAGAUCAUCCCCGACAAGAACAAGUUUAACAGCAAAGGAUACAACUACGGCUUUGUUGAAUUCGACGACCCCGGCGCCGCUGAGAGAGCCAUGCAGACUCUCAACGGGCGCCGCAUCCACCAGUCGGAAAUCCGGGUCAACUGGGCCUACCAGUCCACCACCAUGACUAAGGAGGAUACUUCGAACCACUUCCACAUCUUUGUUGGCGAUUUGAGCAACGAGGUCAACGACGACGUCCUUCUCCAGGCCUUCUCUGCGUUUGGCUCCGUUUCCGAGGCUCGGGUCAUGUGGGACAUGAAGACCGGUCGCUCUCGCGGCUACGGUUUCGUCGCUUUCCGCGAUCGUUCCGACGCCGAUAAGGCUUUGGGAUCGAUGGAUGGUGAAUGGCUUGGUUCUCGUGCGAUCCGCUGCAACUGGGCCAACCAAAAGGGACAGCCUUCCAUCUCUCAGCAGCAGGCCAUGGCAGCCAUGGGCAUGACUCCGACCACGCCUUUCGGCCAUCAUCAUUUCCCCACCCAUGGCAUCCAGAGCUACGACAUGGUCGUCCAGCAAACCCCUCAGUGGCAGACCACGUGCUACGUGGGCAACCUGACCCCUUACACCACGCAGAACGAUCUUGUCCCGCUUUUCCAGAACUUCGGCUACGUCCUCGAGACCCGUCUUCAGGCGGACCGUGGCUUUGCAUUCAUCAAAAUGGACAGUCACGAAAACGCUGCCAUGGCCAUCUGCCAACUGAACGGGUACAACGUCAAUGGCCGCCCCUUGAAGUGCAGUUGGGGUAAGGAUCGCCCCCCCACCGGUCAGUUUGACAACUUCUCCGGUCAGCAGGGCAACUCUCCCUUCAACAACAGCCCUCAGCCGUUUUUCCCCCAGUAUGGCGGCCCGGGCGCUCCCAUGACUCCUCAAGGUCCGAACCCAGCUGGAAGGGGUUGGGACCAGGCUGGAAUGGCCGGUCAAGGCUACGGCCAAGUGCCAGCAAACGCCGGGUACGGCCGCGGACAGGCUACCCCUAAUUCUGGCUGGAACCAGGCAAACAACGCCAAUUUUGGCAACGGCUUCGGAAACUAUCAAGCUUAGGUCGUUUCCCGAUGGACAUUCGCUACACGGCGCACCUUGCCCUCCCCGCCUCACCUUGGAUCGUGGAGUGUGAGUUCAGUCAUCUACGGCAGCAACAGUGAUGAAGAAGCCUUUCCCUUCUCUUUCCUCCCUCCCUUUCUCUCUCCUUUUCCUACUCUCUCCCCCUUUAAUAUUUCCUUAUCUUCACAUCUUCCAGUUAUCAUUCUCUUUCGUAUCUCUUACUCCUGUUUCUUUCUUAUGAUUGCCUUAAGUGAAUUUCUUUUUCUAAGCGCAUCUCCCCAUUCUCCAAUGCUUUCUUUCUUGAAAUGAAAUUUUUGUGUGUUAUCGUACACCCAAUACCCCAAGUCCAUCUUGUUG